This is a messenger RNA of Nyctereutes procyonoides (raccoon dog), 3043 nucleotides long. It is a transcript of the gene WDR1, whose product is annotated as WD repeat domain 1. Gene Ontology annotation, molecular function: actin filament binding. The transcript is spliced from 15 exons. Gene Ontology annotation, biological process: sarcomere organization; locomotion; positive regulation of actin filament depolymerization. Gene Ontology annotation, cellular component: cortical actin cytoskeleton. The record is from RefSeq and is a predicted model, not a curated record. Lineage: Eukaryota; Metazoa; Chordata; Mammalia; Carnivora; Canidae. Bases 196 to 2016 code for a protein of 606 amino acids.
GCAGGGCGCGAGCCGGCCUCGGAGCCCCGGCCUCGGACCGCCCCCUCCGCGCCCGGCACGCCCGGCGCCGCCUUCCGGCCCCGCGUCCCCGGCCCGGCCCCGGCCCCGGCCCCGUCCCCGUGCCCCGCCCGGCCCCGGCCAGUGUGCUUCGCGGCGCGGGCGGCCCCGGAGGCUCGCGGUAACAAGUGGGCGAGGAUGCCGUGCGAGAUCAAGAAGGUGUUCGCCAGCCUCCCCCAGGUGGAGAGGGGCGUCUCCAAAAUCAUCGGCGGCGACCCCAAGGGCAGCAAUUUCCUUUACACCAACGGAAAGUGCGUCAUCCUAAGGAACAUCGACAACCCAGCCCUUGCUGACAUCUACACGGAGCAUGCCCAUCAGGUGGUGGUGGCCAAGUAUGCACCCAGCGGGUUCUACAUCGCCUCUGGAGAUGUAUCUGGAAAGCUGAGGAUCUGGGAUACCACGCAGAAGGAGCACCUCUUAAAGUAUGAGUAUCAGCCUUUUGCUGGGAAGAUCAAGGACAUUGCUUGGACAGAAGACAGUAAGAGGAUCGCAGUGGUCGGGGAAGGAAGGGAGAAGUUUGGAGCCGUCUUCCUAUGGGACAGUGGUUCUUCCGUGGGCGAGAUCACAGGACACAACAAGGUCAUCAAUAGCGUGGACAUCAAGCAGAGCAGACCGUAUCGGCUGGCCACGGGCAGUGAUGAUAACUGUGCCGCAUUCUUUGAGGGGCCACCAUUCAAGUUCAAGUUUACAAUUGGCGACCACAACCGCUUUGUCAACUGUGUGCGAUUCUCUCCUGAUGGGAACAGAUUUGCCACGGCCAGUGCAGAUGGCCAGAUCUACAUCUACGACGGAAAGACAGGAGAGAAAGUGUGUGCCCUGGGAGGAGACAAGGCUCAUGACGGAGGCAUUUACGCUAUCAGUUGGAGCCCUGAUAGCACCCAUUUGCUCUCUGCUUCCGGAGACAAAACCUCUAAGAUCUGGGACGUCAAUGUGAACUCUGUCGUCAAUACGUUUACAAUGGGCUCCACCGUUCUGGACCAGCAGCUGGGCUGCUUGUGGCAGAAGGACCACCUCCUCAGCAUCUCCCUGUCUGGGUACAUCAAUUACCUGGACAAGAACAACCCCAGCAAGCCCCUGCGGGUCAUUAAGGGUCACAGCAAAUCCAUCCAGUGUCUGACGGUGCACAAAAACGGCGGCAAGUCGUAUAUCUACUCCGGGAGCCACGAUGGACACAUUAAUUACUGGGAUUCAGAGACAGGGGAGAAUGACUCCUUUGCUGGGAAGGGCCACACGAACCAGGUGUCCAGGAUGACGGUGGACGAGUCUGGGCAGCUGGUGAGCUGCAGCAUGGAUGACACAGUGCGGUACACCAAUCUCACGCUGAGGGACUACAGUGGUCAGGGAGUUGUGAAGAUGGACGUGCAACCAAAGUGCGUGGCUGUCGGCCCUGGAGGCUACGCUGUAGUCGUGUGCAUCGGGCAGAUCGUCCUGCUCAAGGAUCAGAAGAAGUGCUUCAGUAUCGACAACCCAGGCUACGAGCCCGAAGUUGUGGCAGUGCACCCCAGCGGUGACAUGGUGGCUGUCGGGGGCACGGACGGGAAUGUCCGCUUGUACUCCAUCCUGGGCACCACGCUGAAGGACGAAGGCCGGGUCCUGGAGGCCAAGGGCCCCGUGACCGACGUGGCGUAUUCCCAUGAUGGCGCCUUCCUCGCUGUGUGUGAUGCCAGCAAGGUGGUCACGGUGUUCAGUGUUGCCGACGGCUACUCGGAGAACAACGUUUUUUAUGGACACCACGCGAAGAUCGUCUGCCUGGCCUGGUCACCAGACAACGAGCACUUUGCUUCCGGUGGCAUGGACAUGAUGGUGUACGUCUGGACCCUGAGUGACCCCGAGACCAGGGUCAAGAUCCAAGAUGCACACCGGCUCCACCACGUCAGCAGCCUGGCCUGGCUGGAUGAGCACACGCUGGUCACGACCUCCCAUGACGCCUCCGUCAAAGAAUGGACAAUCAGCUACUGAGGACCCCCCUCCUUUGGACAGACCGAAUCAGGGACUAGAGCUUAACCGCAGCAGAACACAUCAUUUCUCUAAAUAUUUCUGUAAUGCGCCCCCAUGCCCCCCACCCGCUCAGGAGGGAGGGCCUUCACUCGAGUGCCCUCGUCUCUCUGCAGGGUGUUCCUAUCUGUACACGUCCUUCUGAAAGCUUUAGACAGUGACAGUUUGCACAUGAAAAAUAAAACAAGCACUUAAACAACUUGUGGAGCGUAACUAAAACCCCCCACCCAGCCCAGCCCCGGUGCAGAACAUUCCAGAGGCAGAGCCUCCAAAGCACACAGACCCACCCCCGCGGCUCUUGCUGUCUGUCCGGGGAGGCCACAGUGGCAGGCUGUCCCCGACCUGCAGAACGCCCUGUGCUGGCGAGACGAGGGGGCGCCCGUGGCAGCUCAGCAAGGCCUGGGGUUCUGUGUAGAGCAGGUGCCGCUCGGGGCCGGGGCCCGUGUGCCACACCAUGUGGCGGCCUCCGCGGCCAGCAGGGCACACUCGUGAACCUUGUAUUCACUGUCAGUUUUUGUGCUUGAUUUCUAAGAAUGGAAUUGUGGGAUUUUUUUUUUUUUUUUUUUUUUUUUUAAUGUAUCUUAACUGUCGCCUGUCCGUGUUUACAGGCUAGCGCACCGAGGGCACCGCUGUCUCCGGGUUUUCGGAGCCUGAGUUAGCCAGACCCGGGCGUCUUGGCCACUGUUUUGCUCUCCUACUCUGAUGUGUUCCUGUCUUUCUUUCCUCCUUCUGCCCCCAAGAGCAAAGGUUAAUUUAAAGGCAGAGGUGACGUCACUGUAAACUAACCUGUCAUGGUUUUCACCUUCUUUUUUUUUUUUUUCAGUGCAGAAAUUAAAAGUAAGUAUAAAGCACGGUGAUUUGUAGUUUUUUUGCGUGUGUUGGAAUUACUGGUAAAUGUUGGCUGAGAGCAAUCGCUCCCUUUGCACUUGUGAAAACACUUUGAGCGCUUUAAGAGAUAAGACCAAGAAGUGAUUAAAUGUCUUUCUCUUCA